This is a messenger RNA of Closterium sp. Yama58-4, 4977 nucleotides long. The record is from the annotation of a GenBank genome assembly. NCBI's taxonomy places the organism in Eukaryota, Viridiplantae, Streptophyta, Zygnematophyceae, Desmidiales, Closteriaceae.
AUGGAGGCUCUUACGAAGUCUCUUGUCCGUCCGCCGCUAUGCGCCUCGGCGUCGCUUUCCAGCCAGCAGUCAGUCGCCGUCAAAUCGUCCUCUCGCGGCGGAUCCUCGUCUUCGUUACCGUCAGUUUCCAAGGCCGUUCCUCUGACCGCAAACCGCUCCUCAUCGAGCCGCACCGUCAGGACUUUCGCGCUUCCGAGCGAUGAUGACGCCAUCGCCUUAAAUUCCGGAAAGAGUCUGGAGGAGCUCGAGGAGACGAUUCGCCGAAUCGCGGAGGAGAACGAGCAGCUACGAGCUCGAGCCGCGGCCGCCGCGGCCAAUGCGCGCCGCGCCGAGACCGCCUUUAAAGGGGAUGUCGACGUGUCAAGGCCGCGCUUGGGCGCCGUGCCGCCGCCGCCUCCGCCGGAGUACGCGGCAGCGCCUGUGGUCGAAUAUUUGGAUACGACUGUAGGGGGAGUGCCUGCAGAGGAGGUUGCUGCAGUCGAAGCUGAAUACCUCGUCGAAGAGGCAGAGGCGGAGGGCGCGCGGAGCUGGCAGGAGGCGGUGGCGGCGGCGGAGGAGCAGGAGGCCGCCACGUCAGCAGCGGCGGAUGGCAACCCCGAGAUUAUCGCAGCAGGCGGGAUCGAGCCCGUUCAGAAGACGGAUAACCCCAUGAGCAUUGUGUUUGUUGCAUCCGAGGUAGCUCCCUAUUCCAAGACGGGCGGGCUGGCGGACGUGGUGGGGUCGCUGCCCGUAGCGCUGGCAGCGAGGGGGCACCGUGUGAUGGUGGUGGCGCCGCGCUACAUGAACGGCGUCACUGACAAGCUCUACGCGGGGGCCUUCGACAUGCAGUGUCGCAUCAAGUGUUUCUGCUUCGAGGGUGCGCACGAGGUGGCCUUCUUCCACGAGUUCAGAGACGGCGUUGACUUUGUGUUUGUCGACCAUCCAUCGUACCACCGCCCCGGCACGCCCUAUGGCGAUCAGAACGGCACGUUUGGCGACAACCAGUUCCGCUUCACGCUGCUGUGCCAUGCGGCGUGCGAGGCCCCCCUGCAGCUGGAGCUGGGCGGGUUCACGUACGGGGAGAAGGUCUUAUUCAUUGCCAACGACUGGCACGCGGGGCUGCUGCCCGUCCUGGUCGCAUCCAACUACCGCCCCCACGGCGUCUACAAGGAUGCUCGCACCAUCCUUGCCAUCCACAACCUCUCCCACCAGGGCGUGGAGCCAGGCUACACGUUCGGUGGUCUGGGAGUGCCGGGCGAUUGGUACGGGGCGCUGGAGUGGGUGUUUCCCGAGUGGGCGCGCAAGCACGAGUUGGACAAGGGCGAGGCGGUGAACAUCCUCAAGGGGGCCAUUGUGACUGCCGAUAGGAUCGUGACAGUCAGCCCGGGCUAUGCCUGGGAGAUAACAACAGUUGAGGGCGGGUGGGGACUGGAUGGGCUGCUCCGGGGGCGAAGCUUCGUGCUCAAUGGAGUGACCAACGGGGUUGAUGUGGUGGAUUGGAACCCUGCUACAGACAAGCACAUUCCCUCGCAGUACACCGCUGCUGAUAUGGCCGGCAAGGCAGCAUGCAAGGCGGCACUGCAGCAGGAGCUGGGUCUGCCUGUCCGACCUGAUGUGCCUCUGAUUGGGUUCAUUGGGCGACUGGACUGGCAGAAGGGCCCGGAUGUGAUUCAGGCAGGAGUGCCAGAGCUCAUGACAGAUGACGUGCAAUUCGUCAUGCUGGGCAGCGGAGACGCGGAGUAUGAGUCGUGGAUGGCCUGGGCAGAGGGCGAGUAUCGCGACAAGUUCCGCGGCUGGGUGGGCUUCUCCGUGCCCGUGGCUCACAGGAUAACUGCGGGCUGUGACAUCCUGCUCAUGCCGUCACGCUUUGAGCCGUGCGGGCUGAACCAGCUGUAUGCCAUGCGAUACGGCACCAUCCCUGUCGUUCACGCCACUGGCGGGCUGAGGUCCGCGAUGGCGACCGCCGCUGUUUCCCACCUUUCCCGGCGGGCCGCUCUUUGCACAGCCAUGAGAUCUCAAUCCGCCUCUCGUCAGCAUCUACCGUCAUUUCCUGGACCGCCUCACGCCGCGCAUUCUCAUCGCCGUCAUCACGCUGUCGUCAGCUUCCGUCGCUCGUCGCUCGCAGGAAUCGCACGAGUGACAACAUCGAGAGCCAGCCCAAGCCGCACAGCCGCCACGCGGUCUCUCUCCAGGCGCUUUUCGCCCGCGAUUCGCGCCUUCACAAAUCAACCGGACGCGGCGCGACCCGGCAGCAAGGCAUCCCGGAUCGCGGCAACAGACGCGGCUCCCUCCCUCCUUGACACGUCCCGACGACAAGCCGCCGCCGCCGCUGCACGUUCCCCUGCCGCCGCCGCCGCUGCACGUUCCCCUGCCGCCGCCGCCGCCGCCGCCGCCGCCUCUGCCGCUGCUUCUGCCGCUGCUUCCACUACAGCCGCCGCUGCCGCGGCGCUCGAGGACUCGCUGUCGAGUCGCGGUAUUCCCGAGGCGUAUUCAACGGACGCGCAAAUCCUGCGCGGCGAGGUGGAAGGAUUUGCGGGGAUGAACGAGGAGGGCGAGUGGAUUCUGCUGUUGCCGUCGGGUCGCAAGCGCCAGUACCCGCGAAAGCGCCACUCGAAACCCCGAGUCCCUCUUGCCGUUGACGCCGUUGACUCCGUUGACCCCGUCGACGUUGACUCUGUUGACCCCGUUGACGCGUCCUUAGCCAUGCUGGACGAGCUGCUGUCGCAGCACCCGACAAACCCCCAAGUCCAGGAGCACAUGGCUCUGGCAGAACGCAAAGCAGGCAACACUGCAGACGCGAGGGCGUGGUACCGCCGCAGCGCCCAGGUCUACGAGGCUGCUCUGGCUGUCGCCAGUGACUCGCUCUCACGAGACUCACGGGACGCUUCUGUCUCUUCUGUCAGCUACCACGGUGUUGCAAGGCAUGCAGUCGCGCGGGAACUGGCAGAGGUGCGCCUGGUGGAGCAGGUUAGUGGAGGUGCGGCGGCAGAGGAGGCUGGGCACCUGAGGGACCAGUGGCACCUGAGGAAUCACCUGGGGCGGUGCUUGCAGGCGUGGGCGGGGAUGGAGGCGGAGGAGGGCGACAUGGCUGCCCGGAACCUGCUGGAGCAGGCAGAGAAGCUUCAGCCGGGCAGCCCAGUGGUUCUGCAGUCACGCGCCCUCCUAGAAGCUUCUGUGAAGAACCUGGGUGCAGCGCGGUGCUAUUUCAAGAAGGCCACUGCUGCUGCUCCUCUUGACGCUGCUUGCUGGCAGGCAUGGGCCCUCCUUGAGGCAAAAUCUGGUCGAGUCGACUGCAUGAGGUCCCUGUUCCGCUCGGCCCUAUCAGCCAACCCCAAGUCCAUUCCCACUCUGCACGCAUGGGCGUGUCAGGAGGCCCGCCUAGCCACACCCGAGAGCCGAGAGACGGCCAGGGGGCUGUUCCGGAAAUGCUUGGAGGUGCAGCCUGGGUGUGUGCGGGCGCUGCAGGCGUGGGGUGUGAUGGAGCACGCAGCAGGGGAUGUUGAGGCAGCGAGGAGGCUGGCUGCCUUGUUGUAUGGUCGUGCGAGGGUAGUGCGCGGGGGUUGUGAGGGUAGUGUGAGCUGUACUAUGCCACAUCUCCCUCCACAUCUCCCUCCACAUCUCCCUCCACAUCUCCCUCCACAUCUCCCUCCACAUCUCCCUCCACAUCUCCCUCCACAUCUCCCUCCACAUCUCCCUCCACAUCUCCCUCCACAUCUCCCUCCACAUCUCCCUCCACAUCUCCCUCCACAUCUCCCUCCACAUCUCCCUCCACAUCUCCCUCCACAUCUCCCUCCACAUCUCCCUCCACAUCUCCCUCCACAUCUCCCUCUCAUGCCUUCUCAACACUCAUGCCUUCUCAACACUCAUGCCUUCUCAACACUCAUGCCUUCUCAACACUCAUGCCUUCUCAACACUCAUGCCUUCUCAACACUCAUGCCUUCUCAACACUCAUGCCUUCUCAACACUCAUGCCUUCUCAACACUCAUGCCUUCUCAACACUCAUGCCUUCUCAACACUCAUGCCUUCUCAACACUCAUGCCUUCUCAACACUCAUGCCUUCUCAACACUCAUGCCUUCUCAACACUCAUGCCUUCUCAACACUCAUGCCUUCUCAACACUCAUGCCUUCUCAACACUCAUGCCUUCUCAACACUCAUGCCUUCUCAACACUCAUGCCUUCUCAACACUCAUGCCUUCUCAACACUCAUGCCUUCUCAACACUCAUGCCUUCUCAACACUCAUGCCUUCUCAACACUCAUGCCUUCUCAACACUCAUGCCUUCUCAACACUCAUGCCUUCUCAACACUCAUGCCUUCUCAACACUCAUGCCUUCUCAACACUCAUGCCUUCUCAACACUCAUGCCUUCUCAACACUCAUGCCGCCCCCCACUCACCUCGCUCCCUCGUCGCCCUCUUACCUCACAAACAUAAGCAUGCUUGGAGCGGCAGCAGGGGGACUAUCCAAGGCCCGUACCCUCCUAGAGCCCAUCCAGGCAACGCUGCAGUGCUACAGCUGGCAGCAGAGGUGGAGGAGGCACUGGGGAAUGCAGCAGCAGCGCAUGAGCUCUUCGUGCGGGCACACCCCAACAAUAAUCUCUCCCCUCUCCGCCCCUCCCCCCUUGCUUUACCCGCUCCCCCCACCCCAUUCUGCUUUCUCGCCUCUCUUUCCUCACAGGCAUACGCAUGCUUGGAGCGGCAGCAGGGAAACCUAAUCAAGGCCCGUUCCCUCUUACAGCUGGCCCUCUCAGCCCAUCCAGGCAAUGCAGCAGCACUGCAGCAGGCAGCAGAGGUGGAGGGGGCACUGGGGAAUGCAGCAGCAGCGCAUGAGCUCUUUGUGCGGGCACACCGGGCGGAUAGGAUGGUUGCGAGGCGCAGACGGGGGAUGUAUGAGUCGGCGAAAGAGGGGAGGAGAGAGGCGCAGGAGAGAGGGGUGGUGCCGCGGUGGGUGGUGGGGAAGAUGAGGGAGCGGUGGGUGAAAAGGAGAGAUGGAGGGAGGUGA